UUCACUGGUAGAAAAAAAAUGCCCUCAAAUCCCUAAUCCCGUUUGGCGUUUUCACUUUGUUUCUUCUUCCCCUUUCCCUCCUUUUCUCACUCUGAGGCGUCAGAAGACUCGAAACUCUUUGAAAGUUGAAACCCUUCCACUUCUCAAACUCCUUCCUCAAUCAUAAGAACGCCUACCGAUCUCUCAACCAUUAACACCUCUUCAGUUCUUCGCUUUUGUUGCUCUCUCAAUCUCCCCAGAGAACGGCCAUGGAGAGUUAUUUCAAAAGAAAAUCAACGCAUGAGUUGACAGAGUCAUCAUCAGCUCCAAAGAAAGUAAAUAACAGUUCAAAAAGAAGCUACCUUGGGUAUAAACUUGGAAGAUCUCCCCACUGAUCCGGGCCUGCGUCCUCGAAUUUGGAAUUAUCAUCCUAAUGUCCGUGAACAGGUUCGAAUGGCAUACAUACAAAAAGGUCCUUGUCAGCCUCGAGACUAUAAGUUUCCCAAGAAGACUCUGGCAGGAAACUCAGAAAGACGGUUCAAUCCGGCUUGGUUUGAUGAAUUUCCUACUUGGUUGGAAUAUAGCAUUGAGAAAGAUGCUGCCUUUUGUCUCUGUUGUUAUCUCUUCAAACCUGAUAUUGGAGAACAAACAGGCAGUGAUGCAUUCGUUCGCAAAGGGUUUUCGAAUUGGAAGAAGAAAGAAGGUUUACAAGGUCAUGUUGGAGGACCUAAUAGUUCCCACAACAAAGCUAGGAUAAAUUUUGAAGCCUUAUUAGACCAAAACCAAGCUCGAAGUGAUUGUCAAACACUUUUGGGUGCAUCAAUUGAUUGUGUUAAGUUUCUUAUGCGACAAGGUCUUCUAUUCUGUGGACAUGAUGAAUAUGAAACUUCAAAUGACCAAGGAAGUGUUGUUGGACUUUUGAGAUUUCUAUAUGAUCAUAGUACAGAUAUAAAAGCUGCUGCAUAAAGAAAUUCUCCUGAGACUCUGAAGGUGACAUCAUGUGAUAUUCAGAAGGACAUUGUAAGUGCUAUUUCAACUGAAAUCGUCAAUACAAUUACUAGAGAUAUCAGCGAUUCACUAUUUUCCAUUCUUAUUAAUGAAUUCCUUGACAUUUCUUCAAUGAAUCAAAUGGCUAUUAUAUUACGUUUUGUGGACAAGGGUACUGUAAUUGAGCGAUAUUUAGGUAUGGUGCAUGUUACCAAUGCUACUGCUCUCUCCCUCAAGGUGGCUGUUGAUGACUUUUUUUCUAGUCAUGGAUUAAUCAUGUCUAGGUUGCGGGGACAAACUUACGUUGGGACAAGUAAUAUGCAUUGUGAGUUCAAUAGUCUUAAGACACUUAUUAUGAAGGAGAAUAAGUGUGCAUUUUAUGUUCAUAGCUUUACUCAUGAUCUUCAUUCAGUUCUCAUAGAUGUGGCGAAGAAUCACAAAGAAAAUCAUGGGUCUCUUUACUGCAGUUGCUAAUGUAGUGAAGGUGGUUGGAACCUUUGUUCAAUGUCGUGAUACACUUCGGAAGAAACACGGUGUGUUAGUUCUUGAAGCAUUUAAUACUGGUGAGUUUUUAAGAGGACAAGGUCUAAAUGAGGAAAGCUCAAAUUUUGAGACUUUAUCAAGCUUGCGUACUGUGUUCUCAUCCGUGAUAGAUGUGCUUGAGAUGAUAGCAGAGGUUGGAUCAGAUUCUGAGCAGAAGUAUAAAGCAGAAAUUCUAUUGGAUUCCCUCCAAUCUUUCAAUUUUAUUUUUUGCUUACAUAUGAUGGUAAUGAUUUUGGGAAUCACAGAUGAUUUUUCACAAGCAUUUCAAAGAAAAGAUCAAGAUAUUCUAAACAUCCUGAACUUGGUACAAAUAUGCAAAAAGCAACUGAAGAUGAUGAGGGAGAGUUGUUGGGAUUCUUUACUUGAUCAAGUUUCUAGUUUCUGUGACAAACAUCAUAUUGAAGUUCUUAAGAUGGAUGGUAUGUUUCUAACUCAAGGGCGGCCAAGGCAUAAAGCUCAAGUGAUCACAAACAAGCAUCAUUAUUGUGUUGAGUUGUUCUACAAUGUUAUAGAUCUGCAACUUCAGGAGUUAAACAAUCAAUUCACUGAGAUGAAUACUGAGUUGCUUCUUUGUGUGGCAUGUUUAGAUCCAAGUGAUUCAUUCUCUGCUUUUGACAAACUAAAGUUGAUUCAACUUGCUCGAUAUUAUCCAAAUGACUUUUCCACAACUGACUUUAUGAUACUUGAAGACCAGCUUGAGAAAUACAUUUUGGACAUGCGUUCCAGCAUUGGAUUUUCAACCUUGAAAGGAAUUUCUGAUCUUGCUGAAAAAUUGGUUGAGACAGGAAAAUAUCAGGUUUACCCAUUAGUUUACUUGCUGUUGACAUUGUCUCUAAUUUUACCAGUUGCAACUCCCAGGGUAGAAAGACUGUUUUCUGCUGUGAAUUUGUUGAAGAAUCAGUUACACAAUCAAAUGGAAGAUCAAUGGAUGAGGGAUAGCUUGAUUGGAUACGUUGAGAAGGACAUUCUUGAUAGUAUUGAUAAGAAGGUCGUACUGCAGCGACUUCAACAUAUCAAAAACUUUCCAUGGAAAUGAUAGUUGUAAUGAAUGGAUAUUUUUUCAAUCAAUAUUAUUUUCAGUUUCAUAUUUUUAAUUUCAAAAUAUGGUUAUUGUAGAUUCA
Messenger RNA from Rosa chinensis, 2630 nucleotides. RefSeq lists its product as uncharacterized. Bases 1388 to 2545 code for a protein of 385 amino acids. The record is from RefSeq and is a predicted model, not a curated record. NCBI's taxonomy places the organism in Eukaryota, Viridiplantae, Streptophyta, Magnoliopsida, Rosales, Rosaceae. The transcript is spliced from 2 exons.